Selaginella moellendorffii is the source of this 1843-nucleotide messenger RNA. Its product is annotated as protein WHAT'S THIS FACTOR 1 homolog. Bases 82 to 1344 code for a protein of 420 amino acids. The record is from RefSeq and is a predicted model, not a curated record. The transcript is spliced from 3 exons. NCBI's taxonomy places the organism in Eukaryota, Viridiplantae, Streptophyta, Lycopodiopsida, Selaginellales, Selaginellaceae. Gene Ontology annotation, molecular function: RNA binding.
CAUGACAAAGAGGAGCUAAAAAACCCUGGGGUUUAGGGUUCUUGGGGAGAGAGCUAUGGUGGUGUUGGAUUCCCCGCUGCGAUGGCUCACGGAGGCAGUGAAGCGGCGAUCGCUGCAGCUGGCCACUGGAUAUUUCCAUCCCGACGAGCGCCGAUGGAUCGACCAGGCGCCGAAGCCGAAGCAGUCGAAAUCCGGGCGAUCUUUGUGGAAAUGGAUGCGGCUUCGCGAGAUUCAGGGAUACAGGUGUGGAUGAGAGACGGCGAUCUGGAGAGCAUUCGACGCAACGAUCGAAGGAUCGCAUACAUUAAGCGAGUGAUGGAGUAUCUGGUCAGUCACGAGAAGCAAGGAAGCGUUAACCUCCGAAAACUCCAUGCAGUUGAAGGGCUGGACGACAAUACCAAGCACGGGUUAAGAAGAAACGCGUGGAACUAUCCGGGCUUCUUCACAGUCACGGUAAACAACAGGCAAAAGGAAGACUUGGUAGCUCUCACCGACGAGGCCAAGCAGCUCAUGGAGGACGAGAGAAGAGCUCGAUGGGAUCGCGACGAGAGCUCUUGCGUCCAGAUCCUCAAGAAGAUACUGAUGAUGAGCCGGGACAGGAGGAUCCGGCGAUCGAAGCUCCACUGCCUACAAGAGUACUACGCGUUUCCAUACGACUACAACACUGGUUUUCUCGAGAGGCACCCGGACCACAUCCGUCUCGUGGAAACUCCCAAGGAUUCCUACGUCGAGCUGGUUUCGUGGGACGAAGAACUGGCCGUGACGGAACGAGAGAAAGCUGUGGCUCAGGGAAGGACUCCCAAAGAGCUUGGACAAUGGGCCUUCGUCAUCUCAUAUCCGGAAGGCUACACUCCAAACAGGGUCCGGCUCGAGCAGCUCGACAAUUUCCAGAGGUUGCCAUUUCCAUCGCCUUAUGAGUUCUCCCAGCGGGCUUUCGACACUCCAGCGGGGCAGAAGGAGGCCCUCGGGAUCUUCCACGAGCUCCUGAGCUUUACCGUGGAGAAGAGAGCGCUCGUCUCGGAUUUCACCACCUUGGCUGGCAGUCUCAACAUACCACGCUACUUCUCCGACUCGCUCCUGAGCUGCCACCCGGGGAUCUUCUACGUGAGUAAGUGGAAGAACCAGCACUACGUUUUCCUGCGAGAGGCAUACCGAGGAAAGAAUCUGGUGGCCGAAGAAGUCGAUCCCUUGGUAACCAUCAGAUGGCGCUACUUGGAGCUGAUGAAGCCCAAGCCAGAGAAGCUACACUUGAGCUCUAGAGACGAGGACUACCUUUACGUACCAAUCUCGAAGCGUGGGAUCACGUCCAACCAAGAAUCCAUGGGUUUAAUCAGGAGCUUGUAACAAGUGCUGCGAUCAAACAGGUUGACGAGACAAAUCAGGUACUCUUAAGAUCAAACGCGGUCCCAAGAUGAAGCCGCGAGCGCAAACAAAAUGACAAGACAACUCAGGUACUCUUUUUGUUCCAAGAUAAAGCGAAUGCCAUGGCUUCUUCAGCUCCAAACAGACUUCCAAAGUCGUCCGGUAGAUCAUUGAGUUCUAGGAGGACAAAGGAAAUCGAGCCAACCGGCAAGCCUACCAUAUACUCGUUCAAACAUGGGAAGUAUGUGUGCGUUUAUUAUUUUAUCACCACCCGGAUAACCGAUGAACUGGCUAUCACGCAAGGGCUUUGGGCAAGAGGUGCCGGGGUCGAUUAGCCAGACGCCCAAACAAAACACGUGGCUCUAGUCUUUUUGCUAAAUUAUAUUACUGUAAACGUGGUAUUUUCUCAGUCCCGUAAAAGUAAAAAAAGAUCUUAGCGUCUCUUUCCGCACCGAUGAUACACUCGCGGAGAUACCCUUUU